AUGGUUCUAGAAGCAGAAGAUCUCCCCGACUACAAGAACAUCCCCCCGGUGCAAGGUAUGCCUCAUGGCUGCGCGUGGGGCUUGUUCGACAAAGAUGGGGUCAUAGACCAGUUGGGCACUCUGAAUCUGCUCACUCCAAAGAAGGUGCUACGUGCCAAAGAAGAGAUCCAGGCAGGAGUCAGUGUAUCACUCAACUGGCCACUUGAGCGCAUCAAAAACCCUGGACACAAUCGAAAUCCCAUAAUUCAUAAGUUCCUGGAUCUGAAGCCCGCGUUGGUGGGACACGACGAUGAAAUCACCAUCAAUACCCAAACCAGUAGUCAGUGGGAUGGCUUGCGUCACUGGGCCUUCCAAGAGACUGAACAAUACUACAAUGGAUUGACACAUGAUGAGAUCAGUGGACCCAACCCGAACAGCAGGAACGGCAUUCAAGAAUGGCUCAAGAGAGGAGGAGUCACGGGAAGAGGCAUACUGCUCGAUUAUGUUGCGUGGGCGGAGCACAAGAGUAUCAAGUACCGGGCCGACAGCAAACAUCUGAUCAGCGAGAAAGAUCUUGACGAAGUUGCGAAAUGGCAGGGCUCAGAAUUCCUGCCAGGCGAUCUCCUCUUUGUCCGCACAGGUUGGAUUAAGUGGUACAACGAAUCGACCGACGAGGAAAGAGUGCAGGGCAGUAAGAUGAACCACAACUACUGCGGGGUGGAGGGAACAGCAUCGUCUAUUGAGUGGUUGUGGAAUCAUCACUUCGCUGCCCUCGUGGCAGACAACAUGGCUUUUGAGGCUUGGCCAGCCGUGAUGCCCUACCGCAUCCAUGACACUGCACUCGGUCUCUGGGGUACCCCUUUGGGAGAAUUGUGGGAUUUGGAAGCACUGGCGGCUGAAUGCAAAAAACAGAAGAGGUGGACUUUCUUUGUGACGAGUGCGCCGCUGAACAUUGAAGGUGGUGUAGCAAGCCCACCCAAUGCCAUUGCUGUCCUAUAG
Molecule: messenger RNA, 978 nt
Organism: Exophiala viscosa
Lineage: Eukaryota; Fungi; Ascomycota; Eurotiomycetes; Chaetothyriales; Herpotrichiellaceae
Exons: 5
Coding region: 1-978 (325 amino acids)
Molecular function (GO): arylformamidase activity
Source: RefSeq, a predicted model, not a curated record